Messenger RNA from Theobroma umbraticum, 2866 nucleotides. It is a transcript of the gene BGAL16, whose product is annotated as beta-galactosidase 16. Gene Ontology annotation, biological process: carbohydrate metabolic process. NCBI's taxonomy places the organism in Eukaryota, Viridiplantae, Streptophyta, Magnoliopsida, Malvales, Malvaceae. Gene Ontology annotation, molecular function: hydrolase activity, hydrolyzing O-glycosyl compounds; carbohydrate binding. The record is from RefSeq and is a predicted model, not a curated record.
GAUAGUUGGCUUUCCUUUUCUGUUCCCAUAAGUUCCUCAAGAGCCAGUUUGAAUAUUGUCAGAGAUUUUACUUGGUGGAAGGGCUUUUCUCAGGUUAAACAAACCCUUCGUAGCAUCAGAAAAACACUGGAAAGGAGUGCUUAACAGAGUAGGACAAAAAGGGUUCCGAGUUAUGGGGCGGUGGUUCUUGUUUCUUCUUGGAUUGCUUUUGACUGUAUCUGGUGGUAGAGGUAGCGGUGGCAAUGUAACGUACGACGGAAGAUCUUUGAUCAUCGACGGCCAACACAAGAUUCUGUUUUCCGGCUCAAUUCACUACCCUCGUAGCACUCCUCAGAUGUGGCCAUCUCUGAUAGCCAAGGCCAAAGCUGGAGGACUAGAUGUCAUUGAAACCCUGGUAUUUUGGAACCUACAUGAGCCCCAACCAGGACAGUUUGAUUUUAGUGGAAGACGCGAUAUAGUAAGGUUCAUUAAGGAAAUUCGAGCACAAGGUCUAUACGCAUGCAUUAGGAUCGGACCCUUCAUUCAGGGCGAAUGGUCUUACGGGGGUCUGCCAUUUUGGUUGCAUGACAUUCCAGGGAUAGUUUAUAGAUCAGAUAAUGAACCCUUUAAGUAUCAAAUGCAGAAGUUUGUGUCAAAGAUAGUGAGCAUGAUGAAAGCGGAAAAUUUGUACGCUUCACAGGGAGGGCCAAUUAUUCUGUCACAGAUUGAAAAUGAGUAUGGAAUGGUACAAGCAGCAUUUAGAGAGAAAGGGCCUGCUUAUCUUCGUUGGGCUGCAGAAAUGGCUGUGGGGCUUCAAACUGGCGUACCAUGGGUGAUGUGCAAGCAAGAUGAUGCUCCUGACCCUGUGAUUAAUGCAUGCAAUGGGAGGCGGUGUGGAGAAACAUUUGCUGGACCUAACUCACCAAAUAAGCCUGCAAUAUGGACAGAGAACUGGACAAGCUUUUACCAAGUAUAUGGAGAUGAAGCAGAAAUCAGAUCAGCUGAAGACAUAGCAUUCCAUGUUGUACUCUUCAUUGCAAAGAAAGGCAGCUAUGUGAAUUAUUAUAUGUACCAUGGAGGAACAAAUUUUGGAAGAAAUGCAGCUGCAUAUAUGCUGACAGGUUAUUAUGAUCAAGCUCCUCUUGAUGAGUAUGGUUUGUUUAGGCAGCCUAAAUGGGGUCACCUUAAAGAGUUACAUGCUGCAAUCAAGUUAUGCUCAAAACCUCUUGUCUCUGGAGUAUAUACCACCAUGGCUUUAGGCCGAUCACAACAAGCCUUUGUUUACAGAGGAAAUUCAGUUGACUGUGCUGCUUUUCUGGUAAAUAAUGACACAAGGAAGAAUGUUGGAGUAACUUUUCUGGACUCACUUUAUGAAUUGCCUCCAAAGUCUAUCAGCAUCCUGCCAGACUGCAAGACUGAGGCGUUUAACACUGCUAAGGUAAGCACACAAUACAACACCAGAGCAGUGGAAACAAGACAGAAGCUAGAUUCAAUUGAAAAAUGGGAAGAAUUUAAGGAAGCUAUCCCUACUUUUGAGAAGACUACUUUGAGAGCAAACAUGUUGUUGGAGCACAUGAAUACAACAAAGGAUACUUCUGAUUAUCUUUGGUACACUUUCAGGUUUCAAAAUGAUUUUUCUGAUGCCCAAUAUGUGCUUAAUGUGACCUCCACUGCACAUGUAUUGCAUGCCUUUGUAAAUGGAGCAUCUGUGGGUUUCACUCAUGGAAGUUAUAAGACUAAAACUCCCAACCUAGAGAGGAAAGUUACUUUAAGUACCGGAACAAACCAUAUCUCCUUGCUUAGUGGAAUGGUUGGAUUACCGGAUUCAGGAGCAUACCUUGAGAGAAGGGUGGCAGGAGUAAGUAGAGUGAUCAUCAAGGGUGAACAUGAAAUUAAAGAUUUUACCAGCUAUUCAUGGGGAUAUCAGGUUGGGCUGUUAGGUGAGAAAUUACAAGUAUACACAGAUUUUGGAUCAAGCAAAAUACAAUGGAAUACCUAUGGAAGCUCGACUCAUCGACCUCUAACAUGGUACAAGACUCUAUUUGAUGCACCAGUUGGAAAGGAACCUGUGGCAUUAAACCUGGAGUCCAUGGGUAAGGGUGAAGCCUGGGUGAAUGGCCAAAGCAUUGGUAGAUAUUGGGUCUCAUUCCUUACCCCAAAGGGACGUCCUUCACAAACAUGGUACAAUGUACCUCGAUCCUUCCUCAAACCAACCAAUAACCUACUCGUUAUCCUAGAAGAACAAAGUGGAUACCCUCUUGGUAUUUCUGUAGACACCAUAUCGAUCACAAAAGUGUGUGGUCAUGUGUCUGAUUCGCAUCUCCCACCAGUUAUUUCAUGGCGAGGACAAAAUAAAACAGAAGAAAACCACCACAAGAAGCACCAUGGAAGGAGGCCUAAAGUUCAGCUUAGAUGUCCUCCAGGAAGGAACAUUUCCAGCAUCUUGUUUUCAAGCUAUGGUAACCCUUCUGGUGAUUGUGGAAGUUAUGCCAUUGGGAGCUGUCAUUCAUCUAGCUCUUUAGCCAUAGUUGAGGAGGCUUGUCUAGGGAAGAGGAUUUGUUCCAUCCCUGUUUGGAGCCAAAAAUUUGGUGAUGAUCCAUGUCCAGGCAUACCAAAAACCCUGUUGGUUGAUGCACAGUGCACAUGAGAGUGAACAAUUUGUAUAGCUUAAUUUUUGGCAUUUUAAAGAUUGAAAAAUUGAUUCAAUAUGAAACCGGUUCACCCUUUUAGAUUUUUUUGCCUGUUAGUCAAUAUUAAAGCUAUAAAGCAUAUAUGUAAAUCUCAUUGAACGUGGGCUGUAAAUCGAAAUAUAUUGCUAUGAACAAAAGAAGGAAAAAGAAAGCAAAAUAAAAGAUAUUCAUCUUGUACAUGUCAUGCCAUUUUUGAA